GGGGCGGGGCCGGGCGGGGGCGCAGCGGCCGUGGCGCAGGACCGGCUCCGCGCCGCGCACCUUCUCCCGCUCCUCGUCGUCGUCGUCGUCGUCUUCUUCGUCUUCUUCCUGCGGCUGCUGAUCAUGGCGCUGCUGAAGGCCGUGUGCGUCCUCAAGGGCGAUGGCCCCGUGCACGGGAUCAUUAAGUUCGAGCAGAAGGGUGACGGGCCCGUGACGGUCUCGGGAAAGAUCGAAGGACUGGCCGAGGGAGAGCACGGGUUCCACGUCCACGAGUUCGGAGACAACACGGAAGGCUGUACCAGCGCCGGCCCCCACUUCAACCCCGAAUCUAAGAGACACGGUGGCCCGACAGACCAGGAGAGGCACGUCGGAGACCUGGGCAACGUGACGGCCGACAAGGGAGGCGUGGCCCCCGUCUCCAUCCAGGACUCGUCCAUCUCCCUGUCGGGACCAAAGUCCAUCGUCGGCCGCACGAUGGUGGUCCACGAGAAGAGGGACGACCUGGGCAGGGGGGGAAACGAGGAGAGCACCAAAACGGGCAACGCGGGCAGCCGCCUGGCGUGUGGCGUGAUCGGAAUUACUCGCUGAACCCACGGACCCCAGCUCUCGCCCCGACCUCACGGGGGCGGGGGGGGGCCCCUCGGGAACACGACGCGUAAGAUGUUCGUCGGACCCGGCGGGGGACGCGUGACGGGGACCGGGCGGAAACAUUAAACACGUCGCAGUAACCGUGAA
Ornithorhynchus anatinus (platypus) is the source of this 735-nucleotide messenger RNA. RefSeq names its product superoxide dismutase 1 (gene SOD1). The record is from RefSeq and is a predicted model, not a curated record. The transcript is spliced from 5 exons. Gene Ontology annotation, biological process: removal of superoxide radicals. The coding region runs from base 124 to 588 and encodes 154 amino acids. Gene Ontology annotation, molecular function: copper ion binding; superoxide dismutase activity. Lineage: Eukaryota; Metazoa; Chordata; Mammalia; Monotremata; Ornithorhynchidae. Gene Ontology annotation, cellular component: nucleus; cytosol; peroxisome.